CCUCUACAUCUCCUCUUCAUCUACCAUCCAACUCUCAAUCCAAACCUUCUUCUCUCUCUGCUAACUCUCCAGCUGUACACUCUCGCACUGAUAUACGCGACCGACUCAUAUUCUGCUUUAAUUGCCUCCUAGCUCUCGUCGACACCGAGUACCGAACCGUCAAGAUGGUCCUGCACAACCCCAACAACUGGCACUGGGUCAACAAGGACGUGUCAGAAUGGGCGCGCGAGUGGUUCAAGGACAACUGUCUCAAGCUCGAAGCUACCAAUGGCGACGUCACAGCCCGUAUCUCGGGUCUCCAGUCCAUGGACGGCGACGUUGACGUUAGUCAGCGCAAGGGCAAGGUCAUAACCAUCUUCGACGUGAAGCUCGUCCUCGAAUACUCUGGGUCUGCUCCUGAUGCCGCUGACGUAUCCGGCUCCAUCACCGUCCCCGAAAUUGCCCACGACACAGAAGAGGACGAGUACGUGUUCGACGUGGAUCUCUUCGCCGAGUCCAAGGAGAAGCAACCCGUGAAAGCCCUCGUAAAGUCGGAGCUUGUGCCCAAGCUGCGCCAGAUCUUCCAGAACCUCGCCCCAGCGGUCAUCAGCCACCACGGAAAGGAUAUCCAGCAUGCACAGGGGUCGAAUCCCUCGAGCGGCUUCUCCACGCCUAAGAUGUACGAGAAGUCCGGCAGUGCUAAGCCCGCCGCCACAUCCACGACCCAGAGCUCGAGCUCGUCCAAAGUCAACACAACUACGGUGACCGAUUCCGUCGAGUUCCGCACAACAGCGCAAGAAGCGUACCAGGUCUUUGUUGAUCCUCAACGCAUCGCUGCGUUCACCCGUGCGCCUCCCAAGGUCUUUGAGGGUGCGAAGGAGGGCGGCAAGUUCGAGCUUUUUGGCGGAAACGUGUCGGGCGAGUACUUGGAGCUCGAUGAGCCUAAGAAGGUGGUUCAAAGCUGGCGGUUGGCGCAGUGGCCAGCUAACCACUACUCGACCCUCAAGAUCGAGUUCGAUCAGAACGACGUCGAUCACGUGACUAUUAUGCGUGUGACAUGGGAUGGUGUGCCCGUCGGACAGGAGGAGGUUACCAAGAGGAAUUGGACGGAGUACUAUGUCAAGAGCAUCAAGCAGACAUUUGGCUUCGGCACCAUCCUAUAAGCACAUUCCGCGCACACGCUCGAAGAGGACAUUGGAACUGGGGCUACUAUCCAAUGUUAUGGCGGGGACGAUGUUCAGGGAUACAAAACCUAGUCGCGUGGGUUCGCCACGCCAAACGAUGUAAUUGAGAACAUGAUGAUGAUGAAGAGACACGAGAUCGCAUGCAUCUAAAUUUGAUUCAGAGACUGCUUCUUCCGUGGCUAAGGCGGGUACCUCCCA
Messenger RNA from Emericellopsis atlantica, 1361 nucleotides. Its product is annotated as Hsp90 co-chaperone AHA1. Lineage: Eukaryota; Fungi; Ascomycota; Sordariomycetes; Hypocreales; Bionectriaceae. The coding region runs from base 165 to 1142 and encodes 325 amino acids. Gene Ontology annotation, molecular function: ATPase activator activity; protein-folding chaperone binding. Gene Ontology annotation, cellular component: cytosol. The transcript is spliced from 5 exons. Gene Ontology annotation, biological process: positive regulation of ATP-dependent activity; protein folding. The record is from RefSeq and is a predicted model, not a curated record.